UUCUUCCCCAUCUCCCCCACAAUUUCAAAAUCUCUUUAGAGCGAUUCCCACUCAAAUAAUCAUGAGUUAUUCCACUCUGUCUGAGUCAGAGCAAGAACAUCUCUUGGACAAACUCGACGUCUUCAAGGUUCAAGGUAGAGAUAAACGCGGCCGUAAUGUGCUUCUCAUCAUCGGCAAACGCUUCCCUGCACGCACGGUUAGCUGUGAGGUUCUGAAGAAGCAUUUGGAAGAAAAGAUUUACCCCAAAUUAGGGGAAAAGCCUUUCUCGGUGGUUUAUCUUCAUACGGAUGUUCAAAGGAGUGAAAAUUUCCCGGGAAUCUCAGUCCUAAGAUCAAUCUACGAUGCUAUUCCAAUGAACGUCAAGAACAAUCUGGAGGCUGUUUAUUUCUUGCAUCCCGGUUUACAUGCCAGGCUUUUCCUCGCCACUUUCGGCCGUCUGUUCUUCAAUGGAGGGUUGUAUUCGAAGCUUAAGUAUGUCAGUAGGCUUGAGUUUCUAUGGGACCAUGUGAGGAGGUUGGAGAUUAAGGUACCGGAGUUUGUGCAUGAUCAUGAUGAGGAGCUUGAGUACCGUCCGGUGAUGGAUUACGGAUUGGAAAGCGACCACCCUAGAGUUUACACCGAGCCACCGUUGAUGGAUCCGAUUUCUGUGUACUCUAUGAGGUGCAUAGCUUAAAGCUUAACCGAGCGUUGGAGAGUCGAGAACUGUAGAUUUUUGUUGAUACGCUUAUGGCUUUUUGGGUUCUCGAGUGUUUAGGUGUUUGAUAUUGUACAGAAUGGAAGUUGUUGUGUAAAUAGAGCGACUUGAUUGGCCGAGUGAA
Molecule: messenger RNA, 818 nt
Organism: Hibiscus syriacus
Lineage: Eukaryota; Viridiplantae; Streptophyta; Magnoliopsida; Malvales; Malvaceae
Product: ganglioside-induced differentiation-associated protein 2-like
Exons: 3
Coding region: 62-673 (203 amino acids)
Source: RefSeq, a predicted model, not a curated record